Molecule: messenger RNA, 2173 nt
Organism: Hyaloscypha bicolor E
Lineage: Eukaryota; Fungi; Ascomycota; Leotiomycetes; Helotiales; Hyaloscyphaceae
Product: MFS nicotinic acid transporter-like protein
Exons: 5
Coding region: 411-1937 (508 amino acids)
Biological process (GO): transmembrane transport
Cellular component (GO): membrane
Molecular function (GO): transmembrane transporter activity
Source: RefSeq, a predicted model, not a curated record
CUCGCCGGCUCGGAUGACUAUUUGCAUACAGCAGAACUGCGCAGAUGAAAACGUAUGUGCUCGCGAAUCCAAGGUCCCUUUUUCUGUACGGACGCCUAUUUGUGAGGGUGACUGGGGUAUGAUCGGCCCGGGGCAAUACCUCAUUUCUUCAGCCAUCAUUUGUAUUGAAUGACAAGGUUCAUGGGACUUGAUAACACGCUGCACAGUUUAAGCUAGCGCAGUGCCUGCUACUCAUUCGUCGAUUCACUAUUUUACGCCACUCGAUUGCAUGGGGAGAAGAUCCGCAGAAGCUUAAAUCCAGCGCAGUCCCAAAUCCCAAAUGUUUCCAAGGACCAAGUGGCGCUAAGUUUAUUCAACUGCAUUUAACCGACACUGCUUCUCACCUUGCUUAAUUCAUUCACGUUGAAGGGAUGGUGGACGAGACUCCCACCGCGCACAGCCCCGAUAUGGAAAGUGACUUAAGUCACAAUGAAAAGAAGCCCGGGGCAACUGUUGAUCCUCUCGAUAUUCCAGAUCCGGAUGCUCACUUGAGUGAAGCGGAAAGAAAGGCUAUCGAUAGAGAGCUGGUUUGGAAACUCGACCUCUACCUCAUCCCAUGGCUCUGCAUCUUAUACCUCCUCUCGUUCUUGGAUCGAACCAACAUCGGAAAUGCCAAAAUCGAUGGUUUGCAGAAGAGUCUGGGAAAUAUGUCCACGGGUCGAUAUAACGCCUGCUUGUCGAUCUUCUUCGUUUCCUAUGCUCUCUUCGAACCAUUGUGCAAUAUUCUCCUCAAGCGGCUGAAGCCAUCCAUCUUCAUCCCUAUCAUCAUGGUCAUUUGGGGCUGCGUCAUGACAGCAAUGGGAUAUGUUGAGAAUUGGUCUGGCCUUAUGGCAGCUCGUUGGUUUCUAGGAAUGGCUGAAGCAGGUCUCUACCCCGGAAUUAAUUACUUUCUCUCCUGUUGGUACAAGAGAGACGAGUUCGGCGUUCGAGCAGCAAUCUUCUUCUCCGCAGCCGCCUUUUCAGGGUCCUUCGGCGGUCUUUUGGCAGCAGCGAUCAACAACCUGAAUGGCCGAGCUGGGCGACCGGGCUGGGCAUGGAUCUUCAUAAUCGAAGGCAUAAUCACUGUCGGAUUCGGUCUCCUCUCCUUCUUCAUGGUUCACGACUUCCCUGAUACCGCCACCUUCCUCAACGAAGUAGACCGGGCUCGAGUUCUUCGUCGAUUGAAAGAAGACAAGCAGUCAAGCGCCGAGCACGAAGAGUUCAAGAUGGAAUACCUAUGGGCCGCACUCACAGACUGGAAAAUGUACAUGGGAAUGUUCAUCUACAUGGGUGCUGCUAUGCCGCUUUACGCCUUCUCGCUCUUCCUUCCUACGAUCAUUAAGAACAUGGGAGGAGGGAAGUACUCCCCUACCCACUCCCAGCUCCUUUCGGUACCCCCGUACGCAUGUGCUGCAGUCCUCACAAUUACCGUAGGAUAUCUUGCCGACAAAGCAAGGCGGAGGGGAGUUUUCAACAUCUUCGUCUCAAUGCUGGGAGCUGUGGGCUUUGGCAUGCUGCUCGGGAGCGCAGACCCGCAUGUCCAGUACGCAGGCUGCUUCCUCGGAGCUAUUGGCAUCUACCCUUGUAUCGCAAAUACCAUCUCCUGGGUCUCGAACAAUAUCGAAGGCGUCUACAAGCGGGGUAUCGUCCUGGGAUUCGUGAUUGGGUGGGGCAAUAUCAAUGGUGUUGUGAGCAGCAAUAUUUACUUCGAGGCACCAAGGUUCAAGGUUGGACAUGGAGUGGUCAUGGCAUAUAUGCUGGUUUGCUUGGUUGGUGGAAGCACCCUACUCCAUUUCCUGUUAAAGCGGGAGAAUAAGGCGAGAAGGGAGGGGAAGAGAGAUUACCUGGUCGAGGAGAAGUCGCUGCAGGAGGCUGAAAAGCUUGGGGACAAGCGACCGGAUUUCAUUUAUACCGUGUAAGAUGGGACUAAAUGGUCAAGAUCUGAGUGGAACUUUGACGUUGAACUUGGCGCUCAGUUCUUAGAAAGGUUUUGGUUUCUACAUUUGCACGAUCGGAGCAUACAGUGCAUAAAUUGCAAGACUUUCAGCUGCGUAUAAAGAAGUUCUCUACAAGUUCCGAGGCGACCUACAUUUCUCCAUGAUGAUCCCGCAAUUUGCCGAGAGAAGAGGUGCUUUAGGUUAUCUGCACUGCUUGA